Molecule: messenger RNA, 2520 nt
Organism: Cladophialophora carrionii CBS 160.54
Lineage: Eukaryota; Fungi; Ascomycota; Eurotiomycetes; Chaetothyriales; Herpotrichiellaceae
Exons: 8
Coding region: 1-2520 (839 amino acids)
Biological process (GO): carbohydrate metabolic process
Molecular function (GO): hexosyltransferase activity; UDP-glycosyltransferase activity
Source: RefSeq, a predicted model, not a curated record
AUGGGGAAAGAGAAGGCUCCUGCUCGCAGACCACCAGCAGGAGCAAUACCGAGGCGACCCACAAAUCCAAUCAUCCAGACUGACAACCUUCCCGCUACCAAUGAGCCUGAUUCACCGCUGCCCGAGGCACUACUCGAUGACACCACCGACAUUUUGGAUGAUGGACGCGUCUCUCUCAACCUUGAUUCCAAGCUCGCUCAAGUCUUCGCUCAGCUAAUCCAGAUGAAUGAUGAAGAGCCUCCACCCUCGCCGCCCCCCGCCUAUACCGACGUCCCAGACCUUGAAUCAUGGGGACUACCACUUAACAUUGUGAUUCAGGUCGUUGGAAGCAAAGGUGACGUCCAGCCUUUUCUCGCUUUAGGGACAGAAUUGCAGAAGUACGGUCACACGGUACGCCUGGCGACUCACAGCGUCUUCAAAGAGUUCGUGGAGAGUGCAGGCCUGGGCUUCUACUCUAUUGGGGGAGAUCCGGCUCAAUUGAUGGCUUACAUGGUGAAGAAUCCCGGGCUGCUUCCUCGGAUUGAAGCACUUCGACAAGGAGGUUUUAGCAAGAACAAAGCAAUGAUUCGCGAGAUACUCGAUGGAUGCUGGGCUUCCUGUAUCUCGCCCUCUGAAGACGGAGCGCCCUUUGUCGCUAACGCGAUCAUUGCCAAUCCUCCAUCGUUUGCCCACGUGCACUGCGCCCAGGCACUGGGCAUACCUCUCCAUAUCAUGUGCAACAUGCCAUGGACCCCGACUCGGGCGUUCCCUCACCCCUUGGCUAAUAUCAGCACCAAAAGCACUGACCCGAAAUUGGCAAACUAUAUCUCGUACGGCAUGAUUCAAUUGUUGACGUGGAAUGGGAUCGGAGAUAUCGUGCAGAAAUGGAGGGCUACACUCGAUCUGGAGCCAUUGCCACUGUCGGAAGCUCCGUUUCUGAUGGAGACUUUGCAGAUUCCUUGCACAUACUGCUGCUCCCCAGCACUUGUGCCGAAGCCUCGAGACUGGGCCAAACAUAUUGAUGUCUGUGGCUUCCUGCUUCGGGACCCACCACACUAUGAUCCGGCACCGGAGCUUGAAGCGUUUCUGGAAGCUGAGCCGCCGCCCAUCUAUAUCGGUUUCGGCAGCAAUGCUGUUGAUAUCUCGGACGGUUUCGUUAUCGCAGUGCUCAAUGCCAUCAAGGAAUGUGGUCUACGUGCUAUCAUCUCAAAAAUUUCGGGCCGUCUGGCAAGGAUAGAGUAUGACGAAGAUAUCUUCUGGCUAGAUGACUGCCCACACGAAUGGCUCUUCCAGAGAGUUUCUGUCGUGGUACAUCAUGGAGGCUCUGCAACCACAGCUUGCGGCUUGCUGAACGCUCGGCCCACGAUCAUUGUCCCAUUCUUCGGAGAUCAAGCUUUCUGGGGCAACAUGGUGGCUCGCAAUGGUGUAGGGCCUCGGCCAAUCCCUUACCGUCGUCUUACCACCAGGAAGCUCUCAGAAGCGCUCCAAUAUUGCAUGAGCUCGGCAGCGAAAGAAGCCGCCGCAUUCAUCGCAGCGAAGAUGCAAGCAGAGCUUGGAGUGAAAGCCGCCGUCCAGUCAUUUCAUCGUCAUCUGCCCGCCGACUUUAUGGGAUGCGACCUGAUUGUAGACCUUCCAGCUACUUGGAUCUACACGAAAUCAAGGACGGACAUAAAAAUUUCCGGUGCUGCUGCGGAGAUACUGAUCCAGUCCCGGAGAAUCAAGGCCGAGGAUCUACAACUCUACAAGUCCAAACCCAUUAUCAUCGAAAACCGCCGCUGGGACUUUCUCACUAGCUCUCUCUCCGUAUCCAUGGGAGUGUCUUACGAUAUUAUUGCUUCAUUGAGCGGCUUCUGGAGGAAUCCACAGCGAUUUCGAGAGCGGCAAGACAAACAGCGGGCUCUUGCUCGAGGUUCGUCACAGGCGUCGAGCUCAAGGCUGGAUGGAGAGGAAGAAAAGAGCUCAGGAAAAGACAUAGCAAAAAUGGUUGGUGCCUCUGCGAUGAGCAUUCCGCACUUUACCGGCGUCGCAGUGAAAGGGUUUGUUGUUGACUUGCCCGUCGCUGUGGCCGAAGGAUUCAGGAACACGCCAAAGCUAUACGGCGAGAAUGUGCCUAGCCAUGCACCUGUGACAGAUUGGAAGAGUGGCUUCACAGUUGCUGGGAAGACAUUCGCACACCAGAUGGCAGAAGGACUCACAGAUCUCCUCGUUCAGCCAGUCAAAGGCGCAGCCAGGGGAGGGGUUGUCGGCUUUAGUAAAGGCAUUGGCAAAGGUGCUUUACAGACACUUACGAAGCCCACUGCAGCUUGCAUGGGCCUGGUUGGCUACACAGGUCAAGGAAUCUACAAGUCUCUAUAUGCAGCAGUCCACUCGCAAACCAAGAACUCGGUUGCAUCUGCUCGCCGUGUACAAGACAAAUACUUCAUUCGAGCGAAUGGCGCAGAGAUUGCCGCCGCCCUGGUCCACCGCUUCAAUUACACUAUCAAGAACAACGACCAGCGCUUCCAACCGGACGGAGCCAUCAUCACAGAUUACCCAAAAUGA